Staurois parvus is the source of this 317-nucleotide messenger RNA. The record is from the annotation of a GenBank genome assembly. NCBI's taxonomy places the organism in Eukaryota, Metazoa, Chordata, Amphibia, Anura, Ranidae.
CUGGGAUACCAGAUAUAGUGAAUGCAGGGUCCUGGGAGACCAGAUAUAGUGAAUGCAGGGUUCGGAGAAAACAAGAAAUAGUCAAUGCAGGGUCCAGGAAGAUCAGAUAUAGUGAAUGCAGGGUCCGGGGAGAGACCAGAUAUAGUGAAUGCAGGGUCCGGGGAGAGCAGAUAUAUGAAUGCAGGGUCCGGGGAGACCAGAUAUAGCAAAUGCAGGGUCCGGGGAGACCAGAUAUAGUGAAUGCAGGGUCCUGGGAGAGCGGAUAUAGUGAAUGCAGGGUCCUGGGAGAGCGGAUAUAGUGAAUGCAGGGUCCGGGG